Rana temporaria (common frog) is the source of this 2666-nucleotide messenger RNA. RefSeq names its product carboxypeptidase O-like. NCBI's taxonomy places the organism in Eukaryota, Metazoa, Chordata, Amphibia, Anura, Ranidae. The coding region runs from base 61 to 1476 and encodes 471 amino acids. Gene Ontology annotation, biological process: proteolysis. The record is from RefSeq and is a predicted model, not a curated record. The transcript is spliced from 11 exons. Gene Ontology annotation, molecular function: metallocarboxypeptidase activity; zinc ion binding.
GUAACUCAUAGAUUCCGCAGGAUCAUCCACCACACUCUACAAGAUACAGCCUGAGAAUAAAUGAUGAAGUCUCAAACUUGGACAAUUUUCCUGCUUUCCUGCCUUCUGUAUCCACAACCAGUCAUCUCAAAAAAGGUCACAUAUUAUGGAGACCAGGUCCUCAAGAUCACCCCGAAGACUCCCACACAGAGUUUAUAUUUACAAGCACUUACAAGACAAUGGCGGCUAGAUCUGUGGAAACCAGACAGUGUAGAAGACAUUUAUAUGGACAGAGAAAUCCAUGUUCGAGUCCCAUCUACCUACGUCCAGCACAUGAAAGAAAAUCUUGAUCAGCAAAAAGUUCCUUUUAAAAUCAUGAUUGAAGAUGUUCAGAAAUUGAUAGAUAACUCCCUUGCAAGUCGGAGCAGAACAAAGGCGAUAUCUCUGGAAACCUACAACUAUGCUGAGUAUCAUCCAAUGGAUGAGAUUUAUGAGUGGAUGGAACAGAUUAAAGAUAAGCACAGUGAUGUAGUGUCACACCACCUUCUUGGAAAUACCUAUGAAGAACGGACAAUCGAAUAUUUUAAAGUUGGAUUGCCUUCAAAGAAGACAAAGAAAGUUAUAGUUAUGGAUUGUGGAAUUCAUGCACGGGAAUGGAUUUCUGUAGCUUACUGUCAAUGGUUUGUGAAAGAGAUUCUUGCAAAGUACAAGAGUGAUGCAUUGCUGAACAAACUUCUCAAACAAGUUGAUUUCUACAUCGUACCUGUUCUAAAUGUUGAUGGAUAUAUUUACAGCUGGACAAAUGAUCGUCUCUGGAGAAUGAACCGCUCACCACAAAAUGGGACUUGUUUUGGAGUGGAUCUGAACCGUAAUUUUGAUGUAAAAUGGUGUGAGACGGGUGCAUCAACAAACUGUUUGGAUAUAACUUUCUGUGGACCGUCAGCUGCUUCAGAGCUAGAAACAAAAGGAAUCGUCCAUUUAGUGGAACAGCACAAGUCAAAUAUUCUUUUGUAUCUUACCAUGCACUCUUAUUCACAACUGAUUCUUCUUCCUUAUGGAUUUACAAUGGAGCCAGCUGAAAAUCAUGAUGAAAUGGACAAAGUGGCAAAAGAGGCAGCUGCAAAACUGAAACUUGUACAUAAUUCCACUUAUCAUGUUGGACCUACAUCACAUAUAUUAUAUUCUACUUCUGGAACUUCAGCAGACUGGGCAGCAGAUAUUGGCAUCAAACUUUCUUACACCUACGAACUAAGAGACGAAGGCGACUAUGGAUUCGAGCUACCAGCUGAUCAAAUUCAGCCUACUUGUGAAGAAACAUUUGCUUCUAUGCUCUCAAUGUUUGAAUAUAUAGAUAAGCAAUACCUAGGACCUCUUGAUGAAGAUGAUGAUGAUGAUGAUGAUGAUGGUGGUGGUAAUGGGGCAGUGGCUAUCUCUUCCCUUUGGAUUAAUAUGCUUCUCUCAUUUGCUGUCUGCAUAUACUGUGCUCUGAUAAAUUAAGAAUUGUAUUCAUGCUUAGGAAAAGCACUUUGCAACAUUCUAUAGUACUAAUAUAAUUGCAAAAUUAGGCAUAUUACCUUUUACUUUUUUCUUUUAGAUAAUAUCAUUUUAUUCUAGUGUUUAAAGUUUACAGUUGAACUCUGGAAAAAAAAGUCCUCUCUUGCAGUGGGGAUGUGUGUGCCGGCACUGCAGAAGUUAAAGUGAUUGUAAAGGAAUUUUUUUUUUUUUUUUUAAAUAACAAACAUGUUAUACUUACCUCCACUGUGCAGCUCGUUUUGCACAGACUGGCCUGAACACCGUCUUCUGGGAUCCAUCGGUGGCUCUCGUAGGUCCUCCCCUCAUCAGCCAACCCCCUAGGAGAAGCGCUCUCCCAGAAGGUUACCUUGCAGUCGCGCUCCUGAGUCAUUCAUUUGGCGUCCAUAGCCGUAUGACUCAACCCCACUCCCGGCACCCGUCAUUGGAUUUCAUUGACAGCAGUGGGAACCAAUGGCUGCACUGCUAUCAAUCUAUCCAAUCAACAGCUGGGACCCCAUGGACAGAGGGACGGCACAUCCCUGCCAAGGGAAAUUCGGGGCUAAGGCAAGUAAAGCGGGGGGCCGGUCACUGCAAGGUGUUUUUUCACCUUAAUGCAUCCUAUGCAUUAAGGUGAAAAAACACAAGGGUGUAUAACCCCUUUAACUGCUAGUUUAUGCCUGAGGGGACAGAGAAAAGCAGUUUUACUUACCUGAUACUCCACUCCCACAGGAUCCUCUGCACAUCAGCUGUCUGUGGUCCUCUGAUAUCACCAAGACCUAUGUAGGGACCAUAGCCCUGCAUUGGAUGUGAAGACGCUGAGGGACAGUCUACUGUCAGAGCAGAGGGGUGCACUGUUUGCUGGGGGAGCGGAGAAUCAAGUUAAUAAAAGUGCUCUCUUCAAUGGUCCUAUGUCCCUAGCUUGCAUCUUCUAUCUGGCUUCUUCCAGGUGUCAGGCUGUGACCCUCUUCAUUAGCCAGUGCAGGAUGAUGUCACUACUGCACAUGUGCAGGAGUGCAGUCAUCCCGGGACACAGGCAUUGUGCCGGAAGGUAAACUGAUUGGCACUUGUGCAGCUCAGUGUUCACGCCAAAGAAGACUGUAAACUGGCAGGUAGGUUUAUUUUAUUGCAGCACAGAGAAUGCACAUCUCUUCUGCAAUAAAGAGCCUGCCUACUCG